AUGAAGGGUGCCGACAGGAUCCAUGGGAAGAAAGCAGGAGCAAGCGAAGCGUUCGGGACCGGGGUCUCGCAAGCCGGUAGUGCCGCGUCGAUGCUGCACGCUGCCGCCAAGGUCGCCGCAGCAGAGCAGGCACACGGGCAGGUGGUGCAUGCCGAGGUCCUGGCUCGCCACUUCACGACGCGCGUUCCAGAGGGGCCCCUGCGCAUCGCUCCCACCCAGCGUGGGAGCCUGGGCUCGCUGGCGGCCCUGCCUGGCACCCUGGCACCCCGGCCUGGAGACUCUGUGACCCUCAAGGUCCUGGCUGUGGGCCUCAACUUCAGGGAUGUGCUGAAUGUGCUGGGCAUGUACCCCGGAGACCCCGGGGAGCCCGGCAGCGACUGCGCCGGCAGGGUGACUUCAGUGGCCACGCCCGCCUGCUCCCUCAGGCCCGGCGACGUCGUGUUUGGCCAGGCCACAGGGUGCCUGGCCACCCACGUCGUGGCCAGCCACCACACACUGGCCCCGGUCCCCCCCGGCGUGUCCCUCGCCGAGGCGGCCGCCCUGCCCACCGUCUUCCUCACCGCCAUGCAGUGCCUGUGGCACGCCGCCAGUGUCAAACCGGGCCAGCGCGUUCUGGUGCAUGCCGCGACGGGCGGGCUGGGCCUGGCCCUGACCCAGCUCUUGGUGCUGCAGGGGGCCCGCUGCUGUGGCACCGCCGGGAGCCCGGGCAAGAGGGCGGCGCUGCGGGGCAGCGCCCACGUCAUGCUGGACAGCCGCAGCACAGCAUUUGCAACGGAGGCCACAACCCUUUUGGGCACCAUUGACGUGGUGGUCAACUCCCUGACCUCCCCUGGGAUGGUGGCAGCCUCCCUGGCAGCACUGUGCCGGGGCGGUGCCUGGGUUGAAGUAGGAAAGCGCGACAUCUGGUCCCCGACACGCAUCGCGCAGGAGCGGCCCGAUGUCAUGGCGUCCCUGGUGGCCAUCGACUUUGCGCCGCCGCCGGUGCUGGCACCCGGCAUGCAGCGCAUCGCCGCCCUGCUGGCAGCUGGCCACAUCUCCCCCAUCUGGUCCUGCCACUACGGGCUGGGGUCCGUGGCUGCUGCACUGCGCACGCUGAGUGCGGCACGUCACGUGGGCAAGGUCUUGGCGGCCGCACCGGCCCCUCUCCCGGGCAAGGAGGGCUCCGCAGGGACGUGGCUCGUCACCGGCGGCACCGGCGCCCUGGGAGCGCUGGCCGCUGCACACCUGGUGACAGCCGGAGCCACGCACGUGCAGCUGUCCUGCCGCUCGCGGCCUGCGCGCUGGGAGGGCAUCGACGCCGGCUCAGCGGCCUGCGUCACCGCCGUCCAGAUGGACGUGGUGGCGUGCGCCGACGGCGCCGGCUGGUUGACGUGCACGCCAGCAGCGGGGCUGCUCCAUGCCGCCGGCGCCGCAGACCCUGCGAGGCGAGAGCGGCGCCUAGCCAAAGUCUGGGCGCCCAAGCCGGCCGCCACGGCUCUCCUCCUGGACCGCCUAGGUUGCCGCCCCGCCGAGACGGUGCAGCUCUUCUCCAGCAUCGCCUCCUGCCUGGGCGGCCCUGGCCAGGCCAACUACGCCCUGGCCAAUGCCGCGCUCAAUGGACUUGCCGCGGGUGGCGCGGCGCGCGGCAGGCCGGCCAUCGCCGUGGCCUGGGGCCCCUGGGCCGGCGCCGGCAUGGCUGCUGCCGCCGGGCUGGGGCGGCUGGAGCGCCAGGGCUACGGCGCGCUCACGCCCGCCCAUGGCGCGGGCUUGGUGCUGGCCCUGAUGAGAGCGCACGCCAGACCCGGCGUCGGGUCGUUCCUCCUCGCGGCGCGCAUGCACUGGGGCCGUAGGGAUAAUUGGCCGAUUGUGCUGGGAUCUGAUACCAAGUGUCCGGGUAUUAUGGACGUGGCACUUGAUGAUAAGAAGGGGAUGCCUGCAAAGGCCGUCGCAAGCUUCCCUGGCGCCGGGAAGGUGGUGUCCCAAGCUGUGAUCACACAGCAGGUUGCUGACUGCAUCGCCGCCGUGCUGGGUGCAGCCCCCGCCACUGAUGCUCCCCUCCUGGCCGCCGGGCUGGACUCCUUGGGUGCCAUCGAGCUGCGGAAUGCGCUGGCCAGCGGCUUCGGCGUCAGCUUGCCAGGGACCCUGGUGUUCGACCACCCGACGCUGGGUGCCAUUGCGCAGUACCUGGCAGAGGCCCUGGCUCAGACGCAGGCCGCACCCGAUGGAUUGUCCAUCGCCAUCCACGUCACGGCCGGACAGCCUGCCACGCCGAGGCCCCUCGCUGAAGCCAGGGCCCUCCCCGUCUACCUGGAGGCUGUCACUGGAGACCUGCCGUGCACGGGGAGGCUGGGCAUCACAUCCAUGACCUUCCCCAUGCGCGAUGCAAUGGGACCCGUUCCCCUGAGCCGCUGGUCCCUGGACAACCCGCCGGUCAAGGGCUUGGUGCUGCCACGCUUCGGGGCCUUCCUGCUGGACUGGGAGAGGUUUGACGCCGCAGCCUUUGAGGCCGCACUCAUGGACCCGCAGCAAGGCUCCCUCCUCUCCCACGCCGCCGGCCUGGUGCGCCCCGACACCUCCACCGCCCUCCCCACCGCGGUCUUCGUCGGCAUCGCACGCGUGAUCGACUCCGCCGCCGCGUCAGCAUCCACUCUGGCAGCCAUCGCCGCAGGCAGCGGACACGCAGCUACCGGCAAGGCCCUGAGCGCCGCCGCGGGGAGGCUGUCGUACACCUUUGCCCUGACUGGCCCAUGCGUCUCCCUGGACACCGCCUGCUCCUCCUCCUUGCUGGCCCUGCACCUUGCGGCCGGCGCCGUUCGGGGGCGGGAGACAGGUACUGCGCUGGCGGCGGGCGUCAACCUGCCCAUGGUCUGCGAGACCACGGCCGCCUUUGCCGCCGCAGGCAUGAUGUCGGCAUCGGGACGUUGCCAGACCCUGGACGCCGCGGCAGAUGGCUACUCCCGCGCCGAGGCCUCAGUCGUCUUGCGGCUGGGACGAGGGGACCCUGCCGGGGUAGUGGCGGCUGCUGCAAGGCAGGCGGGGGCCUGCCCAGGAGCCUUUGAGAUGCACGGCACUGGCACACCCCUCGGCGACCCCAUCGAGGUGUCCGCCCUUGCCACCGUGAUGUAUGCCCUGGGAAGGGGAGAUGCUGAAGACUCAGCACCAGCCACCCUCCAGGCCCUCAAGUCCACGAUGGGGCACGCAGAGACGGCAGCGGGAGCUGCCAGCCUGGCACACGCUGCCGCGUGCCUGGGCGCAGGCCUCUGUCCGUCGCUGCUGCACCUCAGGUUCCUGAACGGCUACGUGCUGGAGGCGAUGGAGGGAGGUGGCCUUGCCCCGCCCCGGCAACAAGCCCCAUCCCUCGCCGUCGGCCACCCAUCCUGUGGCGUCAGCGCCUUUGCCUUCCAGGGCACCAACGCGCACGUCGUUCUGGGUCUGGGGCCCAGUGAAGAGACAGUCGAAGGGCGUGCCCUAAUCCCUGCAACCGCCCUGCUGGCCUGCGCCUGGGCGGGCGGCGCCGCGCUCUCCCCCAGCGGCCCCGCGCCCUGUGUCCUGGCGGCCACGCUGGCUCGCCCGCUGAUCCUGGGCGAGGGGCCGCUGACGAUGGUCUGCACAGUGGACCUAGAACGCCAGGCCGUAAUGUCUGCGGCUGCCGACGCUGAUGCUGCGCACCCCGCAGCCGCAGACGCCACGCUGCACCUGAUCGCGGCGAUGAUGCAGGGUGUAGCCCCGCUCCACGUGCCCUCAGGCGCCGCUGCCUUCAACGUCGGCACCGCAGGGCAACCCGCAGGGCACGUACCCGAGCCCUGGGCGCACCUUUCGGAGCACUCGCGGCCGACGGGCGGCGCGCUGCGUGCCGGCGCGACCAUCCACUGGACGGGCACGGCCCGGCUCGAGGGCCUCGUGCUCUCGCCCAUGCAUGGCCGGCCGGCAACCGAGGAGGCCGCCCGCCUGCCGGCCUACAUCGAGGAGCUGCAGGUGCACAGGUGGCUGGCGCAGGACGCUGAUCUCUCAAGCAGCAUGUCCGGCCUGGGUGUCAGGCUCACACGCGGUGACCUCCAGAUAUGCAUGAGGAGUAGAGGUGACCAAGAAAUCACCGAAGCGGCGCUGGCAGCCCCAGUCCUGGCCACGGUGCAACUCCUCCGCGCAACUAGGAGCAGGCUGAAGCUGCAGGCCAUCGACGACGCUUGCCCCUCGCCUGCGCCGCUCCGCGCCGGCCCCUCCACCCUGGGGCUUCAGGCGGCCAAGAUCCUGGGUUGCGCCGUCUCUGAAGCCUGGCUGACCGAGGGGUGCUCAUAUCCGGGGGAACGGGGGUCCCUGGGACGGCUGGUGGCUGCCUGGCUGGGCGAAGGCUCCCAGUGCGUGACCCUGCACGCGCGCCGGGCCCUGCUCACCCAGCUUCCAGCGCUGUCCGCUUCAAACCCGGCCUGCAUCUGGACCCUGCUCCAGGGUCAUAAUGCCCUGGCGGCCAAUGCCCACGACCACCGCGCUGUGCACGCUGUGCACGUGCUGGCUGGCGGCGUCCUGGCCGACGCCGGGAUCGCAGGCCAGUCACCCUCCUCCCUGCGCGCGGUCGCCGCGCCCAAAAGCACAGCAUCGGCCUCCCAUCGGCACCAGACCGCCGCCGAGCCGGUGAACAUCUGCCUGCUGUUCGGCUCGGCGGCCGCCCUGGUGGGCAACGCCGGCCAGGCCGGGUAUGCGGCCGCAAAUGGGACUCUAGAUGCCCUCGCGCAGCGCGCACAGCGUGAGGGCCUGCGCUGGCACAGCACGCAGUGGGGGCCCUGGGCCCACGGUGGCAUGGCCGACGCAGGCACCUUGCGCCGCCUGGCAGGCCAGGGCAUGGUCGGCAUCGCACCCGCGCACGGGUUGCACGCGCUGGCCCGAGCAAUGGCAAUGGCGAGGCCUCUGCCGCCGCCCGUCGUGCUAGCCAUGCGUGUCCUGGACUGGGCCCGGGCCCUGGGGCCGGUCCAUGGCCAGCGUCCCCGGUUCGCUGAGGUGGCGCCUACGAAUGGCGCCACAAUCGACGACUUGGCUGAGAGCAUCGGGGCCCUGAUCGCGGCGCAGCUGGGCCGCAGGCCCCUGCCCAAUCAGACCUUUGCCGCGGCGGGGCUGGACGCCGACGGCAGACGUGCGCUCUGCUCCGCGCUGGGCGCAAAAUACAGCGUACCGCUGGAGCCACAGGACCUGGUGGAUCACCCGGAUGCCCUGCGCCUCGCCCUGCUCAUCGCCGAGCGGGCGGGUGAGACGCCUCGAAGCAAGCCUGCCGAGCAGCUUGCACGUCAAAGCCUGGGCUCUGCGGGCACCCACCAGCCACUGACGCGAGCAGACACGUUGCGCCGGGUGCGGGACACCGUCGCCAGCGUCCUCGGCUCCCUGCCCGGCGACGGGGCGCCUCUGCGUGAGGCCGGGCUGGACUCCAUCGGCAGCAUUGAGCUGCAGAACCGUCUGCAGACCCAAUUCUCGGCGCAGCUGCCCUCGACGCUCAGCUUCGAUUACCCGACCCUGUCCAGCCUGACAGACUUCCUUGAGUCCCUGGGGAGCGCAGACAAGGAGGUGGCUGUGGAGCGACCGGCGCUGGAGGCUCCCCCAGAGUCACAGCAUGCCGUGGUUCUGGCCAUGGCGUCCUUUGAACUCUCAGGAUGCCGCGGGCCACAGACAGAGACUGCUCGGGCGUUCAGUGCCGGGGUGGACAACGUACAGGUGGUGCCGAGGAGCCGCUGGGACAUCGAGCAGCACUACCACCCCGGAGGAGCAGCGCACAGGAUGUACGUUCGAUUCGGCCAGUGGCUGGACAGGGCGUACGAGUUUGACGCGGCCGCCUUCAACCUGAGCAAGAGCGAGGCGACCACCCUGGAUCCACAAACCCGGCUCCUCCUGCAGCAUACAGCAGCCCUGCAGCCCUACAUCCCGUCAGACGCAACAGGAGUCUACGUUGGGUGCAUGUACACAGAGUACCUUGAUUCUGUGCUGAAGGCUGCAGGUCUGGCAGAUACCCAGGCCUCCUCCAUCACAGGCCAUGGCCUGUCAUUCAUGGCAGGGCGCCUCAGCUACACCUUCGACCUGCGGGGUCCCUGCGGUAUUGCCAGCGGGGAGUCAGUGUCCGCUCUGGCGUCCGGCGUCAAUCUGAUGCUCGACCCAGGCACGACCAGCCGCAUCUGCCUCCUCAAAGCCCUCUCUGCGGUGGGCAGGUGCCAGACGCUGGACGCCUCGGGCGACGGCUACGGGCGCGGAGAAGGUGCUGCCACACUCCUGCUCAAGAGGCAGGCUGCCCAGGGUCAAGAAGCACACGCCCCGGGAGCUGACCUGGCACUGCUGCAGGCCAGCGCGGUGAACCAGGACGGGCGAUCUAGCAGCCUGACGUCGCCCAGCGGGCCCUCCCAGACGGCGCUGCUGGCGGCCUGCCUGCAACAGGGCGCAGGGGCUUUGACCCUGUCUAGCGCGGCGCUGCACGGGACCGGGACCCCGCUGGGGGACCCCAUCGAGGUCAAUGCGCUGGACGCUGCCCUGAAGGGUAGCGUCGGCCAGCUGAAUGGUGACGACGUCGCGGCUCCUCGGGUGCUCCUGACCUCCAGCAAGGCGCUCUUCGGGCACACUGAGGGCGUGGCGGGCGUGACCGGGGUGCUCCUGGCAGCGGCGACCACCAGCACCCGCCGCGCGAGCCUGAUGCCCACCCUUCGGACCCUGAAUCCCUUUGUCACGGCAGCGCUGGCGUGCUUCAGCGCCGCACGCCAGACGGGCCCUGUGCCGGCAGUCUUGGGGUCAGAGCCUGCCGCCGGGGCCACCAGCUCCUUUGGCAUGAGUGGCGUAAAUGCUGCCGCCCUGCUCUCCGCCCCGACCGGUGGGGACUUGGAAGGCGCCGGGGUCCCGGCUGCACAGCCCUGGCAGCUCCAAGCGGUGCAGCCGCUGCCUGCCUGCCACGCCUGGGUCCGGCCGGGGCCAUGCGUGGGCGUGGUGCUGCUACGGCACGCCGGCGCCUCUGCCCUCGAGGACUGCUCGAUCCAUGGCCAGAAGGUCCUGGUCCUGGGGGGCGGGCUUGAGAUCCUGGCGGCCGGUUGCAGCAUGCACUUUGGUGCUGGACCUGAAAAGGAGUUUGCCCUGCGGAACGUCACCGCCGCCUCGCUCCUGCGGUGGCCAGGGGAGGAGUUGGCGCUGCGCCUGGACGGCGUCACCGGCACGGCCCAGCUGCAAGGGCUGGGAAGGGGCGCUAUGCUGCAGACCAGCGUGGCCACCCUGCCCAUGCGUGCUCAGUCCAGCACUUCCCCGCCAGGCGCAAGCUGUGCGCGUCGGCAAUUGCGCUCCUGGCUCGUGAAACCUGCGUGUCCUGUCUUGGACGCCGGCGCGGUGGCCAUGGUGCAGGCACGGGCUCGUGCCGCCUCCCAUCUGAGCCUCAACGCGGCUGCAUGGGCAGGCACCAAGGUCGCCAACCUGGAGUCGGCCCCGCAGUGGUCCCACAAAGCGAGUGACCCCAUGUCCCAGUCGCUGGCCGGCGUGCUGGCGCUGGGGCGGGGAGUGCAGGCUCAGGGGCGCGUGGUGCUGUUCAGCAGCAUCGCCGGGCUGCUGGGGAGCCGGGGCCAGUACAGCUACGCGCAGGCCAACGCGUGCCUGGACGAGCUGGCUGGAAAGCACGUGCACGAGGGCAUCCCCGCCACCAGCAUCGCGUGGGGCGCCUGGGCUGGGGCCGGGAUGGCGGCGAGCGGACCGGCGGUGGCGCGCCAGCUGGCGCGCAUGGGGGUGGCCCUGCUCAGCCCGGCGCAGGGGCUCGGCAUGCUGUGGGAGGUGCUGGGCGCCAUUGCCGGGCCCCCGCUGGUCCUGGCGGCGACCAUGCGCUGGGCCGCGGCGAUGGCGGCCGUCGGUGACGCAGACCGCGCCUUCUACCGGGCCGUGGUGGCAUCAGAAAUGUGCGACGAGGGCAGUACGGAGCCCGAUGCCUCGAGCGAAGGCCCGAGCGGCAGCGAGAUUGUUUCAGACAACAGAGCUCCCACAGAUGUGGCGGCCAGCACAACUCACCCAGACCAGGCCCCUCAGCGGCAAAGGAUCUGGACCCAGGAGGCGGUGGAAGCGUUGGUCCUGGCGCUGGUGGGAGAGGCGGUGGGGUCGUCGGUGGAGGCCACUGCCCCCUUCAUGGCUGCAGGGCUAGACUCCCUGGCCUCCGCCGACUUCCUGGCAAGUCUCGCGAAAGAUUUGGGGCUGGAGGUACCCGUCACCGUCCUGUACGACCACCCCACCGCCCGCCAGCUCGCCGCCGCUCUCUUCCGCGAGCUCUCUUCCAAAUCAAUGGGCAUCGGCUCUGCGUCCUGGGAGGGGGCCGACCUGGCAGCACUCAGGAAGAAGCUCGCGGCGGCAUCUGCCGCCAUGGGCGGCACGUUCAUCGACUACUUCCCAGACAGCGGGCAGUGGCUUACCAAGCUGGAUGGCUUUGAAAAGGGCAAGGGUGGCAAGGAAUGA
This is a messenger RNA of Auxenochlorella protothecoides, 8421 nucleotides long. RefSeq names its product Erythronolide synthase, modules 3 and 4. The transcript has 28 exons. Gene Ontology annotation, molecular function: oxidoreductase activity; phosphopantetheine binding; 3-oxoacyl-[acyl-carrier-protein] synthase activity. NCBI's taxonomy places the organism in Eukaryota, Viridiplantae, Chlorophyta, Trebouxiophyceae, Chlorellales, Chlorellaceae. Gene Ontology annotation, biological process: fatty acid biosynthetic process. The record is from RefSeq and is a predicted model, not a curated record. Bases 1 to 8421 code for a protein of 2806 amino acids.